AUGUCGUCAACAUCCCAAAAGCAUAAAGAGUUUGUGGCCGAGCCCAUGGGCGAGAAGUCGGUAAAUGCUCUAGCAGGCAUCGGAGAGGUUCUGGGCAAGCGUCUGGAGGAGAGGCAUUAUGAGAUAAGUAUAGCAUACGUAGUACUUGGCCAGUUCCUGGUCUUGAAGAAGGAUGAAGAGCUCUUCCGUGAUUGGUUGAAAGACACAUGUGGUGCCAAUUCCAAACAGCAAGGUGACUGCUACGGCUGCCUUCGAGAGUGGUGCGACUCCUUCCUGUAGACGACCAGCUCCGCAUCUGCAGCGCCCAUCUGCCGUAAUGUCUAGUCUAGCUCCAGAUUGUCUGCUGAGCUUCUGCGUAUAACUGAUGACAUGUCAUGGAUGGGGGUUCUAAAUAAUUUCUUUAGUUCUUUGGGUUUCAGUUUUGGGUUUGAGUUUCAGCUACCAUGACUCUUAACACAAGUUGGGCGCGUUCACGUGAGCAGCGUCUGUGGUCUACUGAUUGUCUUCACUGCUCGGUUAAAGGAUGCCUUAUUCGACUGUUAUUUAAUCUCCAGUGAAAAUGCGUAUUACAAACACAUACUGUUGGCAUACAUCAUGCAAGCUACCUAAUGUUGAUCCAGUUUUUAAGCGAUUUUGAAGGAUAUGUUUUUAAAUAUAUGCAGUCUCAUUGGGUGUAGAACAACAUUGUUUCUCUCUCCUGUUCCAAACAUGACUGGCUGGCCCUUGGGUCUGUUUCUUAUCCAAAUACGACACAAAGCAAAGCUGAGCGUGGCAGUGGCACAGCAGUAGAAGGUCGUCUUGCUGCUAGAUAUGUUGAGCACACGCAAAUUAAAGCUACUGCCUGUCACCAUUGGCCAAAAUGUGAACGCAGACAUAAUGCACAGAAUGUUUUCCAUUGUCACAUGCUUUCUUCUUUCCAUUUCACAACUGUUAAACCGAUGAUUUCAGCAUGUAAUAUUUGUCUGUAAGGUUUGUUUAAAGAAUCGAUACAUGUUUGAAAGAACAAUAAAGUGUAAAGAUAG
Molecule: messenger RNA, 1022 nt
Organism: Alosa sapidissima (American shad)
Lineage: Eukaryota; Metazoa; Chordata; Actinopteri; Clupeiformes; Clupeidae
Product: barrier-to-autointegration factor-like
Exons: 3
Coding region: 1-279 (92 amino acids)
Molecular function (GO): DNA binding
Source: RefSeq, a predicted model, not a curated record